Messenger RNA from Metarhizium acridum CQMa 102, 1221 nucleotides. RefSeq lists its product as uncharacterized. The record is from RefSeq and is a predicted model, not a curated record. Gene Ontology annotation, cellular component: nucleus. Lineage: Eukaryota; Fungi; Ascomycota; Sordariomycetes; Hypocreales; Clavicipitaceae.
AUGAACGCGACGAAGCGCAAGUUUAAGGAUUUGCUUCAAGGUCUAAGCAGCCCUGGCCCAACUUCUUCCGACAAAGAAGCCGACAAGAUGAGCAGUAGCCCUCGAUAUGGCACCGAUACGGCAAGCAAUGAUACGAUUCUUCAGAAACGAAGGCGAUUGGGAUUUCCCGAAUCCAUGACUCCUACGCUAUAUAGCCCAUCGCACACCACCACAUUUUCCAAUGUGGUGCUCAGGAAAUCUAGUUCGCAACCAAAUAGCAAGGCAACGAGCCACACUCCAGCAAAAUACUGCCCCGGGGAUAGAGACGAGUUGCUCAAACGGUUGGCAACAUUCCAGGAAAUCACGGAUUGGACACCAAAGCCUGACAAGGUCAACGAAAUAGAAUGGGCGAAACGAGGAUGGAUAUGUCAGGGGAAGGAGAAGGUUCGGUCUCCUUUUCUUCCAUACGAAUUCAACCUACGCCUUCCAGAUGAAGUUGAUAUCGACAAUGUCCUCUCUCAACUUCCGCCCGACUUCUUUUCCGAGCCCCCACCGGUUGUUGACAAGUCUGGAGCAGUAUCCACGGACAAGCCGCCCAACAGAGCUGCGCUGGCGCUGGCAUUGAUGGGAUGGCAGGGUCUUACAAAUUCGCGGAUAGGGCCGGUGCCCAACUCAGCAUCGUGCCACACCUGCUUGCGAAGGUUAGGACUGUGGAUGUUUAAGAGCAAAGAAGUCGAUGAUUUGGGCCAAGUUGUAGUACCGGCGCCAAUGGAUCAUUUGGAUCCGCUUCGAGAACACCGUUUCUUUUGUCCUUGGAAGAAUCCGCAAGUUCAAAGUCGAGGAGGUGUUUCUAACGGGAAGGACAGUCUGGCGGGCUGGAGGACCUUGGUCCAGACUAUAAAGAAUGAAUCAGACUUGCGCAAUCUUUACAGCGGGAAAUCAAAAAGAGUAGGACAGUUGCUAGCGUCACCAAGCCCUAUGAGGGACAUGCCUGGCACGCCCGGGUCGCCCAGCCCCGCUCCUCCUAGGCCGAAGAUGAGUAUUGAUGCGCCAUCAACAGGGACACCCCAGACAAAUGCAGGUGAUGACGAGGAGAAGACCCGAGAAGCAAAGGACAAGGAGCGGUGGGCAAGGUUGAGAAAGGUGAAGAGCCUAUUCGAUACCAAAGGUUCAAGAAAGUUUCGACGGGGAUUAGGUCGACCUGGCACCGGCCACUCCAACAAAUCCACGACGGGGGCAUGA